GUCCUGGCCAGUAACUGAAGGGAGGACGAGUUUGGAUUGAGGAUGGGAGACAAAGGAUUUUCGGGCCUCCGUGCGAUCAUCUGCUCCAUCAUUUUAACGCUGCACCGUGUGAACGGAGACCUCAGCUAUUCUUUUUCCGAAGAGAUGAAACUCGAUUCUGUUAUUGGAAAUAUAGCCAAAGACAUCGGCCUUGAUCCCACAUCCUUAUCUUCACGGCAGGCUCGUGUUGAUUUUGAGAGGACUCGGAAAAGGUACUGUGACAUAAACCCAAACACCGGAGAUUUAAUCACAUCGGAGAGAAUCGACAGAGAGAGUCUUUGCGGGAAAAAAGCUUCAUGUGUUCUAAAAUUUGACCUGGUGUUGGAAAAUCCUUUGGAGCUUUACCGUGCCAGUCUUCAUGUCCAAGAUGUGAACGACAACACCCCGAAAUUCGAGGAGAAUUUGAUCAAAAUGGAAAUAAGUGAAUUAGCAGAAAAAGGUAGCCGCUUUUCAGUUGAGGAGGCCCAUGACGCAGAUAUUGGUCAAAAUUCAGUUCAGAGAUAUAGCCUGCAAAAGAACGACCAUUUCAUUCUAAAUAGUGACAACAGCAAGGUUUAUCUCGUGCUACACAAUAAGCUUGAUCGAGAAAAACAAAAAGAAAUAAAUUUGAUUCUGACAGCUAUCGACGGCGGAUCUCCUCAGAGAUCAGGUACGGUGAUUAUACACGUGACGGUACUGGACGCUAAUGAUAACUCACCGGUGUUCACCCAUGACGUUUAUAAAGCACAUGUGGCUGAAAACUCUCCACAGGCCACCACACUGAUUAAUAUUAGUGCUACUGAUGCAGAUGAAGGCGUGAAUGGAGCUGUUACAUAUGACAUCAUUCAUACAUCUGAUGAUGUAAAUAUUUUCUCUAUUGAUUCCAAAACGGGAGAAAUUAAAGUGACAGGUGUGAUUGAUUUUGAAGAAACAAGUUCUUUUGAAUUAAGAGUGAAAGCUAAAGAUGGAUCGGGGCUAACAUCAUAUGCUAAAGUAAUAAUAGAUGUUACUGAUAUUAAUGACAACGCCCCUGUGAUAUAUGUAAAAUCACUGUCUAACCCCGUACCAGAGGAUGUGUCACCUGGUACACAGGUGGGCAUAAUUAACGUUCAGGAUAGAGACUCGGUGAAAAACGGACAGAUUCACUCCUCCAUUCAAGACAACGCCCACUUUAAGUUGGUUCCGUCCAUUAAAAACUAUUAUUCUCUGGUGACAACAGGACAUUUGGACCGUGAAUUAGUGUCUGAUUACAACAUCACAAUCACAGCUACUGAUGAGGGCUCUCCACCUCUGUCCUCCUCUAAAACUGUUCAGUUAUCUGUAGCUGAUAUCAACGACAACCCACCUGUGUUUUUGGAACAGUCCUACAGCACCCACGUGACUGAAAACAACAAACCUGGCUCCACUUUAUGUUCUGUUUCUGCUCGAGACCCUGACUGGAGACAAAACGGGACAGUGAUUUAUUCUCUUUUACCUGGUGAGGUGAACGGAGCCCCGAUGUCCUCUUAUCUGUCUGUUAACGGAGACACGGGGGUGAUCCACGCUGUCAGGUCCUUUGAUUAUGAACAGUUCAGGAGUUGGAAAGUCCACGUGAUGGCCAGAGACAACGGUUCUCCUCCACUCAGCAGCAACGUGACCGUCAGUGUCUUCAUCACGGAUGUGAAUGACAACUCUCCUCAGAUACUGUACCCCACCCCAGAGGGAAACUCCUUCAUGACCGAGCUGGUCCCCAAAGCUGCACAAGGAGGCUCUCUGGUGUCCAAAGUGAUCGCAGUGGACGCAGACUCUGGACAGAAUGCCUGGCUGUCCUAUCAUAUAGUCAAAUCCACUGAUCCAGGACUUUUCACUAUUGAUGUCCACAGUGGAGAGAUCAGGACACAGCGGGACAUUUCUGAAUCUGACAGCAUGAAACAGAACCUUAUUGUAGCAGUUAAAGAUAAUGGACAGCCCUCUCUGUCUGCCACCUGUUCCAUGUAUUUACUCAUUUCUGACAACUUGGCUGAGAUACCAGAGAUGAAGGACGUGUCUUAUGAGGAGAAGAAUUCAAAACUGACAUCUUAUCUCAUCAUCGCUCUGGUGUCUGUGUCCACCUUUUUCCUGACCUUCAUUAUUAUCACCCUUGGAGUGAAAUUUUGUCACAGAAGAAAACCCAGAAUCUUGUUUGAUGGAGCAGUUGCCAUCCCCGGUGGUUAUGCUCCUCCUCAAUAUGCAGAUGUUGAUGGAACAGGAAAUUUACGCAGCAUAAAUUAUGACACCUACCUGACAACAGGUUCAAGAACCAGUGACUUUAAGUUUGUUUCAGCUUAUAAUGACAACACGCUGUCUUCAGAACAGACCCUGAGGAAAAGUCUAUCAGAUUUUGCUGAGGAAGUUAGAGAAUCAGAUGCAUUGGCAGAGUUGGUUCCUUCCAUUAAAAACUAUUAUUCUCUGGUGACAACAGGACAUUUGGACCGUGAAUUAGUGUCUAAUUACAACAUCACAAUCACAGCUACUGAUGAGGGCUCUCCACCUCUGUCCUCCUGUAAAACUGCUCAUUUAUCUGUAGCUGAUAUCAACGACAACCCACCUGUGUUUUUGGAACAGUCCUACAGCACCCACGUGACUGAAAACAACAAACCUGCCUCCACUUUAUGUUCUGUUUCUGCUCGAGACCCUGACUGGAGACAAAACGGGACAGUGAUUUAUUCUCUUUUACCUGGUGAGGUGAACGGAGCCCCGGUGUCCUCUUAUCUGUCUGUUAACGGAGACACGGGGGUGAUCCACGCUGUCAGGUCCUUUGAUUAUGAACAGUUCAGGAGUUUGAAAGUCCAUGUGAUGGCCAGAGACAACGGUUCUCCUCCACUCAGCAGCAACGUGACCGUCAGUGUCUUCAUCACAGAUUUGAAUGACAACUCUCCUCAGAUACUGUACCCCGCCCCGGAGGGCAACUCCUUCUUGACUGAGCUGGUCCCCAAAGCUGCACAACGAGGCUCUCUGGUGUCCAAAGUGAUCGCAGUGGAUGCGGACUCUGGACAGAAUGCCUGUGGAGAGAUCAGGACACAGCGGGACAUUGCUGAAUCUGACAGCAUGAAACAGAACCUUAUUGUAGCAGUUAAAGAUAAUGGACAGCCCUCUCUGUCUGCCACCUGUUCCAUGUAUUUACUCAUUUCUGACAACUUGGCUGAGAUUCCAGAAAUGAAGGACAUGUCUUAUGAUGAGAAGAAUUCCAUUUUAACCUUAUAUCUGAUCAUGGCACUGGUGACUGUGUCCACCUUUUCCCUCACCUUCAUUAUUAUCACCCUUGGUGUGAAAUUUUGUCACAGACGAAAACCCAGAAUGUUCUUUGAUGGAGCAGUUGCCAUCCCCAGUGGUUAUCCUCCUCCUCAUUAUGCAGAUGUUGAUGGAACAGGAUCUUUACGCAGCAUAAUUUAUGACACCUACCUGACAACAGGUUCAAGAACCAGUGACUUUAAGUUUGUGUCAUCUUACAAUGACAACAGACUGCCUGCAGAACAGACUCUGAAAAAAUGUCCAACAGAUUUUUCUGAGGAAUUUGGACAGUCUGAUGAUUCACCAGAGGUACUCCAUUGCACUGUUUUAACUCAACCCAAGGCGUCGCUGCUCACUUGCAGAUCAGAGGCUGAACUUCACCACCCAUUCGAAAAACACUGA
Messenger RNA from Thalassophryne amazonica, 3669 nucleotides. Its product is annotated as protocadherin beta-16-like. Gene Ontology annotation, molecular function: calcium ion binding. Lineage: Eukaryota; Metazoa; Chordata; Actinopteri; Batrachoidiformes; Batrachoididae. Gene Ontology annotation, biological process: homophilic cell-cell adhesion. The coding region runs from base 43 to 3669 and encodes 1208 amino acids. The record is from RefSeq and is a predicted model, not a curated record. The transcript is spliced from 4 exons. Gene Ontology annotation, cellular component: plasma membrane.